Syngnathoides biaculeatus (alligator pipefish) is the source of this 711-nucleotide messenger RNA. It is a transcript of the gene myl12.1, whose product is annotated as myosin, light chain 12, genome duplicate 1. NCBI's taxonomy places the organism in Eukaryota, Metazoa, Chordata, Actinopteri, Syngnathiformes, Syngnathidae. Gene Ontology annotation, molecular function: calcium ion binding. The record is from RefSeq and is a predicted model, not a curated record. Gene Ontology annotation, cellular component: cytoplasm. Bases 171 to 689 code for a protein of 172 amino acids. The transcript is spliced from 4 exons.
CACGUAACACACCCCAGGUUUAAUUUGAGUUGGUACCUCCCGACUGGGUGCAAGACGCCAACAUGACAAGUCAGGAAGUGAAGGGCGGUGGUUGAGAGUAAAAAGAACUCCUCCAGCAAUCUCAAGUGAUACCGAACCACUUGUUGUCGUCAGGGAUCGAAAGAGUCAAGAUGUCGAGCAAACGGGCAAAGGGCAAGACCACCAAGAAGCGCCCCCAGCGCGCCACCUCCAAUGUCUUCGCCAUGUUCGACCAGUCGCAGAUCCAGGAGUUCAAGGAGGCCUUCAACAUGAUCGACCAGAACCGCGACGGCUUUGUGGACAAGGAGGACCUCCACGACAUGCUGGCCUCGCUGGGUAAAAAUCCCAACGACGACUACCUGGAGGCCAUGAUGAACGAAGCUCCCGGGCCCAUCAACUUCACCAUGUUCCUCACCAUGUUCGGGGAGAAGCUCAACGGCACCGACCCCGAGGACGUCAUCAGGAAUGCCUUCGCCUGUUUCGACGAAGAGGGCACAGGUUUCAUCCCGGAAGAUUACCUGAGGGAGCUUCUCACGACGAUGGGCGACCGCUUCACGGAAGACGAAGUGGACGAGCUCUUCCGCGAGGCGCCCAUCGACAAGAAGAACAACUUCAACUACGUGGAGUUCACGCGCAUCCUGAAGCACGGCGCCAAGGAUAAGGACGAUUAAAACGAAAGCAAAAAAAAAAAAA